AUGAAUUUGUUGUACCAAAGAGUGCUGGAAUCAAUGGAAAUGACCACAGGGGACAGUGGCAGGAGAGUAGCUAAGGCCAUCCUCAAGUGGGUGUCUUGUGCUAUGAGGCCGCUGAGGACGGAAGAACUCACUGGUGCGCUGAAUUUAGAUCUUGGGGACAAGUAUGACGCACUCGAAGAAAUGACCCCAAAAUUAUGCGGCCAACUCGUUGCUAUCGACAAGUUCGGCAACGUUCAAAUUGUACACGAGACUGUCAGAGAAUAUAUCACCGGAGACGACCUGCAAUCCGCUUUUGCCGUUAGCAAGUCGCAGGCGCAUACGAGGCUCGCCAUGAUAUGCUUGAGCUACCUCACAAAAUCCAACGUCCUUUCGUGGAUUGAAGGCAUCGCUCGGACCAGAAUCCUUACUCCAAUAAUACAAGCAGCGACAAAUCUCCGGGCGUACGUCAAAAAAUGCGAUGCGCCUAACUCACAAGAACUCCAAGCGAUUAGGGGAGCUACCACGGAUCUAAUCCGUGUGAUUGCGAAGUUUUCUGACGCCCUUACAGCUGCACCAGCCUCCAUCUAUAUCUUCAUCCCCCCCUUUUGCCCUCGCACCUCUACCCUAUACAAAGCCGGUAUGAGAUGUCGGACAACAAGUCUAUCAAUAAGCGGUUUAUCCUAUGAUCACUGGGACGACCGUUUGACGUGCAUAGACCUUCAAAGCGAUGAGUUCACAAGCAUUGCUUACGGGGACGAGCUAUUCGCUGUGGGGACAACAUCCGGAGUUGUCACUAUUUAUCAUGCGACUUCAUGUGAAGAACACAAGGUUUUGAAUCAUGGGGAGACCAUCCGACUGUUACAAUUCAGGCCAAGGUCUGACAUUCUAGUAUCAUGUGGCUUGACGAAUGUGACGGUCUGGAAUAGCCGCACAGGGGCUGAAAUGUACAAACUCCCGGCUCCGUUUCGACCCAUAGAACUUCAUUUUGACAAUGACAUACUUGUGGUGGCAUCGAGAAGAAACUUUUUGAGGUCCUGGGACCUGAACAGCAAUGCCACACCACAAGCAAACAAGCCUUGGAGUCAUUCGGAUGCAGAAACACCGAAACCUUCCAGCCUUCAACCAUGUGCAAUUUCCUUCUCCGCUGGACAUCAAAAACUCGCCGUGGCGUAUGUUGGUCAACCUGUCACUAUCUGGGACCUUGAAUAUGACGAAUACUAUGGCAGCUGUGGAAAAAUGCUUGUCAAUGGUGAAAUCAGUAAGCAUCCAGUGACAUCGCUCUCCUUCAACCCAAAUCCUGACAUUCGACUUCUGGCUGUUUCAUACCUUGACGGCCAACUUACCCUCCUUGACCCUUUCGAAGGAGAAGAACUGGGGAGCUUUCGGGCCAACUGCCGUGCCUUGACUUCGAGCCCGAAUGGACGUCUACAUGGAGGUGUGGGUGCAUGUGAGACUAUCCAUAUAUACGAAUUCGGCACAUUGAAGCUGCUUUACAGGAUCAGAUCCUCUGAGCUGGACAUCAAACAGCUAGUUUUCAGUCGAGACAACUUCCAUUUCGCUGACAUACGCCGGUCUCAAUGCAAUAUCUGGGAGCCAGCGAUGCUACUGCGUGAGACGGUCGCAGGCGAUUGGGGUGAGAGCACCUCAAUGUCCGUAAUUGAGGCAACUACAUCGGAAGAUAAAAUCAGAAUCAGUACUAUGGUCCUUCACGAUCAAGACCAGGUAGUCAUUUGUGGCAAGGAUAACGGCUCAGUCUGUCUGCACGACGCUCGAACAGGCGCCUUUUUACAAACGCUUCAUCGACACAAGUGUCAAGUUCGUAGUCUCACUUGGCAGGGUGGCAAUCAUGUUGCCAUGAGUGUGGAUAUGGCGAAUCGGAUACAUGCUUCCAUUUUGACAAAGGGCCCAGGAGGAUGGGCAUCAACUGAAUUUCCCCUCCAGCUGGAUUGCGGUCACGCGAUUGUCCAACUUCUCAGGUCUGAAUCGACCAAUAGGUUCAUUCUUUCAGCACGCGAGUCAGAUUAUCUAUGGGAUGGCAACGGAAAGCAGAUUGCCGCACGGCCAUAUCUGGAGAAACAAGGCGUACGACUAUGGAUAGAGCAUCCUCUAUCCGAAUCCCACGCGAUAUGUUUCGAAGGGGAGAUUGCGCGCAUCUUGUGCUGGGAGGACUGCUCGGAAGUUUCAUGCCGCCAGCUCGCAGUGAAUAUGGCAGGCCUGCAGUUGAAGAGCCUUCGAAGAUACAGUUCAGGCCACAAAAGGCGCAUGCUUCUGGAACUGACUGAGCUCAAUGGCUCUUCCAGGACCCGCGGCCUCUAUGUGUUUGAUGCAGCGUCGUUCAAGCUUGAAAAUGAGAUGCCCGCGGCCAAAAGGGCGGAACGAGAGAAAGCUGGAUUCAACAGACUUAUCGAUAUGGAUAUCCCGGCCGUUCAAGCAGCUCUACCAAGUGAGGUCAAUAGCUCUCUGAGUGAUCCAGUAGUGGGGGAAGAAACAACACAGUCCUACCCACAACAACAAGUUACAGACCCUCUCUUCCGCCCUCAACUCAUGGCCUUAAGUCGCCACGUCUCCCAUAUAAUCCACCUGAGUGACACGGGCAAACUUGUCUUCCUAGACACAAACUCCUGGGUCAGCUCUAUCGAUCUCGAUGGCUUUGAGAAAUCUACCCCGGCGACGGCACCGGCACCAGCACCAGAAGCGGUUCCAGGGCCGCGCUCGACAUCGCCGCCAAUCCAGUAUUCCAGACACUUUUUCGUGCCCCAUGACUGGUACUCAGGCACGCGAGACAUAGUCUCUGCCGCCACCGCACGGGAUGUCUUCUUUGCACGGAACGGCGAAAUCGCGAUUAUCAAGAACGGCAUGGAAUAUUAUGAGGAGGUGACGGUUGGAAUCUCUGUGUAA
Molecule: messenger RNA, 2877 nt
Organism: Fonsecaea multimorphosa CBS 102226
Lineage: Eukaryota; Fungi; Ascomycota; Eurotiomycetes; Chaetothyriales; Herpotrichiellaceae
Exons: 2
Coding region: 1-2877 (958 amino acids)
Molecular function (GO): protein binding
Source: RefSeq, a predicted model, not a curated record